This is a messenger RNA of Alligator sinensis (Chinese alligator), 1828 nucleotides long. RefSeq names its product nucleoporin 62 C-terminal like (gene NUP62CL). The annotation marks the transcript as partial. Gene Ontology annotation, biological process: RNA export from nucleus; protein import into nucleus. Gene Ontology annotation, molecular function: structural constituent of nuclear pore; phospholipid binding. The record is from RefSeq and is a predicted model, not a curated record. Gene Ontology annotation, cellular component: nuclear pore; nuclear pore central transport channel. The transcript has 12 exons. NCBI's taxonomy places the organism in Eukaryota, Metazoa, Chordata, Crocodylia, Alligatoridae.
CCCUCGCCCCGGCCCGCCCCCGCCCCCGCCGGCUUUUCCUUUUCGGCCCCCGGCGCCGGGGCCGGCUUCAGCUUUGGGAUCCCGGCCCCGGCCCCGGCCCCGGCGCCGGCCGGCGCACAGCCCGCUGGGCUUUUCUCCCUGCCUGCCCCGGCCACCUCCGCGCCGACCGCCGGCUUCAGCUUCGGGGCGCCUGCCACGGCCACGGCCACGCCCGCCCCCGCUGGGAACGUCUUCUCAUUGGGGGGAAAUGCACCAAAGUUAAACUUGGGAAGUAGUGGUACAACUCAGACUACAGGAAUUACAGGUGGCUUUGGACUUGGUAGCUCUGCACCAAGCAGUGCACCAUCUAGUCAGGCAGCAGCUCCUUCUGGGUUUAUUUUUGGCUGUACUACUGCCGCUACCACCACCACUACCACCCACUCUGGGUCAACUGGAGGUUUCAACUUUUCCACUGGGGGAGCAACCCAGACUGGUGCUCCCAACUUCAGUAUCGGCCCUAUGGGAAGCACAACACAGCAAGCCAUGCCUACAGGGUUAAGCUUUGGAGCAAUCCCAGCUGCUGCCAGCACUGCAGCAACCACAGCAGCUACCAUACAGCCAGUGACUGCCUUCAGCCUUGGGGUACAGUCUGCAGGUUUAAAUUUUGGAAUGCCAACAUCAACACCAGCCACUUCUGCACCCACAGGAGCACUGGUUCCUACUACUAGCCAGGGACCCACUCUAUCUUUUGGAGCCAAACCUGGAGGCUUGACUGCAACAUCCACAGCCCCUAUUGCCACCACCACUACCACCACGGCUUCCCUCCUUGGUUCAUCUGGGCCGACACUGUUUGCUUCCAUAGCUAGUUCUUCAGCACCAGCUUCCUCUGCGGCUACAGGCCUUUCACUUGGUGCCACCUCAACUGGAACUUCCACUCUUGGGACUCUUGGAUUUAGUUUAAAGGUCCCUGGAACAACAACUUCUGCAGCUGGCUCAACCACAAGUGCCACUUCUGCCCCUAACCUUGGCUUUGCUUUGAAUCUUAAACCAUUGACCACCACUGGUACCAUUGGUGCUGUGACUUCUACUGCUACUGUAACUACCACAACUACCAGCACUCCCCCAGUGAUGACAUAUGCCCAACUCGAGAGUUUAAUUAACAAAUGGAGUCUAGAACUGGAGGACCAAGAGAAGCACUUUCUCCAGCAGGCCACACAAGUCAAUGCCUGGGAUCGGACACUGAUAGAGAAUGGUGAAAAGAUUACUUCAUUACACAGAGAAGUGGAGAAAGUGAAACUAGAUCAGAAGAGGUUGGAUCAGGAGCUAGACUUCAUUCUGUCACAACAGAAGGAGCUGGAAGAUUUGCUGACCCCACUGGAGGAGUCUGUGAAAGAACAGAGUGGGACUAUCUACUUGCAGCAUGCAGAUGAGGAGCGGGAAAGAACCUAUAAAUUGGCAGAAAACAUAGAUGCCCAGUUGAAGCGCAUGGCACAAGAUCUUAAAGACAUCAUUGAGCACCUGAACACCUCCGGGGGCCCUGCUGACACAAGUGACCCACUCCAGCAGAUAUGCAAAAUUUUGAAUGCACAUAUGGAUUCAUUGCAGUGGAUUGACCAGAACUCGGCCCUGCUCCAGAGGAAGGUGGAGGAGGUGACAAAGGUAUGUGAAAGUCGCCGCAAGGAGCAGGAACGCAGUUUUCGGAUCACUUUUGAUUGAGCGAUUCAAGAAAACUUCCCGCUGGAAUAUUCAUCUGAUAAUCAUUAUGUAAAAACUUGUGGGGGUUGGGGGGUCAGAGUGAAUAUUAUGAUACCAUCUUGUUUUAUUACAAUAAAGUACUUUCCAUUCCAAA